GAUUAGCCCAGGGUGUUUUUUUUUUCUCUCUGUUUGUACUAAGAGAGUGAAACAGUGAAGUCUGAAGUUCACGGUGAAGAAGUCUGCGCGUCUCUUUCAGAGUAUUAGUUACGGCCAGCUUUAUCCAAACAAAAUGGGUGUCCUUUUCGGAUUAUACAUCCUGGGGAUUAUAUUUACAUGCGUUCUUCUACUACUUUUGGCAUCUUCCACAUAUUAUCCACUUAAAAAUUAUAUAGGAAAAUGGAACGAAAUGAGACCAAUUCCGGGAAUGCCAGGUGCUUAUCCAAUCAUUGGCAAUGCACUGCAGUUUAAAACCAAUGCCGGCGAUUUUUUCAACCAGAUUAUUGAGGGCACAAAUGAAAAUAGACACCUUCCUCUAGCAAAGGUGUGGGUGGGUCCAGUCCCCUUUCUGAUCUUGUAUCAUGCAGAGAAUAUUGAGGUGGUCCUUAGUAAUUCCAGACACCUUGACAAGUCAUUCUCAUAUAGGUUCCUGCACCCCUGGCUCGGCACAGGCCUGCUCACUAGCACAGGGGAGAAGUGGCGUAACCGGCGUAAAAUUCUGACUCCAACCUUCCACUUCUCUAUCCUCUCUGACUUCCUAGAGGUCAUGAAUGAACAAACAGAUAUUUUGAUUCAGAAGAUGCAGAAGCAGGGAGACGGAGAGCCAUUCAACUGCUUCAGCUUCGUAACAUUGUGUGCUUUGGACAUCAUAUGUGAAACUGCAAUGGGAAAGAAGAUCUAUGCUCAGAGCAAUGCUGACUCUGAGUAUGUUCAAAGUGUCUAUAAAAUGAGUGACAUCAUCUCCAAGAGACAGAGAGCACCAUGGCUGUGGCCAGACUGGAUCUACAACAUGUUACAGGAAGGCAAAGAACAUUCCAAAAGAUUGAAGAUUCUCCACUCUUUCACUGCAAGUGUCAUCAAGGAGCGAGCAAAGUUUAUGAACUCUGAACCUGACAGUGAUUCUGACCAGGGUCCGAGGAAAAGACAGGCCUUUCUAGAUAUGCUGUUAAAAACUACUUAUGAGAACGGACAGAAUUUGAGUCAUGAGGACAUUCAGGAGGAAGUGGACACCUUCAUGUUUGAGGGUCAUGAUACCACAGCAGCUUCAAUGAACUGGGCCUUACAUCUGAUUGGCUCCCAUCCUGAGGUCCAGAAGGCAGUGCAGGCAGAACUACAGGAAGUGUUUGGUUCGUCAAAGCGCCACGUGGGGGUGGAGGAGCUGAAAAAGCUGCGCUACCUGGAGUGUGUCAUCAAAGAGAGUCUGCGGAUCUUCCCCUCCGUGCCUCUGUUUGCACGCAGCAUCUGCGAGGCCUGUCACAUCAAAGGGUUCAAAGUUCCAAAAGGAGUGAAUGCUGUUAUCAUACCAUAUGCUCUUCACCGGGACCCGCGCUACUUUCCAGAACCUGAGGAAUUUCGACCGGAAAGGUUUCUGCCAGAGAACAGCAAAGGGAGGCAUCCAUAUGCAUACAUCCCUUUUUCUGCAGGGCCAAGAAACUGCAUCGGCCAGCGCUUCGCCAUGAUGGAAGAGAAGGUAGUUCUUGCUACGAUCUUGCGUCACUUUGACGUAGAGGCAUGUCAGAGCCGUGAGGAACUGCGGCCUCUGGGGGAACUCAUUCUACGUCCCGAGAAGGGUAUCUGGAUCAAACUACAAAAAAGAACCAUCCACCAUUAAAACUUAAGGUUGCUUCAGUCCUCACAUCACAGACAUGCUAGAGUUGUUGUGCUGUUAGUUAUGAAAAGACUCAAAUGCAGUGUUCUGACAUUUUUGUAUUUUCUGUGAUUGAUUUUAUGGAAAAUUGUGUGGAAUGGAUGGUAAAAUGAGAGCUGAAAGUACCAGACUCUUAUCGGUAGCUGAAGGCGUAAUCAAAUUAGUCAAAAUAUCUUAUAAACAACCAACACACAAAGCAAGGCAGAUUUCUGAUUCCAUGUGGACCUAGUUAUAAGUUAGAAAUAGUCGCUCAGUAGCACAAAAUAAGCCAAGACAGGGUGAUCAGUUAAUUGACAACCCCAAAACAGCUACUUACCGUAAAUGUACAUGAAAUGUUGAUUUAAGUUUAAAUGAUUUUAUUGUAUGAUAAAUAAGACAGCAGAGUGUUGAACAUUAAACUAGCACAGCAAGUAUGACAGUGAUGAAUUAUAGAGUUUAUAGAGUUUAGUGGUCAUUCGACAAAUAUAUUUAACCACAGAAUGUCAUAAUUGAUCAAUCAGAAUCAUGUAUGUAAAUCAACUCAAUUGAGGCAAAAUUAUUUUUGCACUUUUUCACUCUAGUUUUCCCUUUAUGAUAUUGAAACGUAUGUACUGUAUAGUAUAGACAUUUUAUAGAUCUUUUUCUAUUUUGCUGAAUGUAUGACCGAUUAACAUCAAAAAGAUAAUUUCAUUCAGUUUGUACUUAAAUGCUGAGCUUACGCACAUCUAACAUGACUGCAUACUGUUUUUCUUUCA
This is a messenger RNA of Ctenopharyngodon idella (grass carp), 2442 nucleotides long. RefSeq names its product cytochrome P450 4V2. The record is from RefSeq and is a predicted model, not a curated record. The transcript has 12 exons. Bases 134 to 1672 code for a protein of 512 amino acids. Gene Ontology annotation, molecular function: oxidoreductase activity, acting on paired donors, with incorporation or reduction of molecular oxygen; monooxygenase activity; heme binding. Lineage: Eukaryota; Metazoa; Chordata; Actinopteri; Cypriniformes; Xenocyprididae.